This is a messenger RNA of Colossoma macropomum (tambaqui), 3431 nucleotides long. It is a transcript of the gene c2cd2l, whose product is annotated as c2cd2 like. Gene Ontology annotation, cellular component: cytoplasmic side of apical plasma membrane. Gene Ontology annotation, molecular function: phosphatidylinositol binding; phosphatidylinositol transfer activity. The transcript has 16 exons. Gene Ontology annotation, biological process: positive regulation of insulin secretion involved in cellular response to glucose stimulus. The record is from RefSeq and is a predicted model, not a curated record. NCBI's taxonomy places the organism in Eukaryota, Metazoa, Chordata, Actinopteri, Characiformes, Serrasalmidae. The coding region runs from base 451 to 2637 and encodes 728 amino acids.
CGCUGUUUGUGCAGCGAUUUUGACAGUUGCGCUCAGCUCUGCUGUCCGUUUCGGGAGCGGUGGGAGGGCAGACGCAGUCAUAGUUACGGUCCGGCACGAGCUUAUAAGUCAAUGUUUCGAAUCGAAGUGCACACUACAACGUGGAGAAAAUGUUUCCGAGGAGAUGCGAGGAACAAAAGUGACCGUAAGACCAUAGAAAAAGACGGUUGUUCGGAUUACGAGCGAGAAUAUCAGCGGCUAGCCGCGGAGGCUAACGGUGGUUGUCAGCAACGUUAAUGUUGGUUGCCAGGCUGCGUUUGGCGGACUGGCGUCUUGCUGCUGGACAUUCUGCAGACUUGCUGUAACGUUAUUUACUCAUUGUGCCGUUUGUUGAAAACGACUCCCACCUCGAUUAAUCAGAAUUUCCAGCCCAUAAUAAAAAUGCGACUGAAGUGAUCGGCGAGAGGGGAGAUGAUGAGUUUCCAGGACGUGAGCUGGCUGGUGCUAGUGGCACUCUUCUGUGUCUCGCUGCUGGUCGUGCUAGCCUGGCUUGUUCAGUUCUCCCUGGCCUUACUGAGGCCUAGGAGAGGUGCCAGGCUCCAGCGGAGCGAAGAGAGCUCCUGGCAGCUGCCCCUCAGCCUCACCCACCAGACUCUGACGGGCGGAGUGUGGGGCUCCCUCCUGAGGCUCCGAUUUGGGCGAGAUGGCUCGGGAAGUGACACUGAGGCUGGGGUCAAAGGGCUCCUGUCCUCCCUCUUCGCGUUCAAGUCGUUCAGGGAACACUGGCAGAGGGCGUGGGUGAGAGCGCUUAACGAACAAGCCUGCAGACAAGGGAGCUCAAUUCAGAUCACCUUUGAUGACAGCCUUCAGCUCCCUACCUCUGCGUCCAUUGACCAUGUGACUUGCACAGACCAAUCAGCACACAGCAUGGUUUUGCAGUGCAACUGUUCCAUUGACAUGGUAACGUUCCCAGUGACUGUCACUCAGCAGUCACCGGCGGCCGUCUCCAUGGAUACAUACCAGAUCACCAUGGACCCCAUGAAGGCCCAGUUGCAGGUUUGUCUGGAGGAGGUGGAGGAAGAAGGCCUGCUGGUCUCUUGGACAUUUUCCCAGCAACCCCUGCCAUCCUUAACCGUGACUCCACGACAGAGAGUUCAGAGAGAGAGCUCCGAGGCAGAGGUGGACAUGGAUAUGAUAGCAAAGUUGGUGGAGGACACACUAUAUGCCACGCAACCUGCCAUGAUCCUCAACCUGAGAGCAUGUGUCUCCAGCCCUGCUUUUCCCAGAGAGAAGAAGGAAGGGAGCCAGAACUCUCCACAGCAGAACAAUGCUCUCAGACGCCUUUUGGUGCGUCAACUGAAAGCCUCCAGUGUGAAAAAAGGUUGCCAGGCUCAUGUCGGGGAGCUGUGCUGCGUCCUGAGCUUGGAUGUCCCCGCACUGGAGAAGAGAACACGCUUCCUCACACCUUCCACCAGCCCUGGAGCCACAUUGGACUGGGGAGAAGACCUCACGCUGGAUUUGCAACCAGAAACCAAAGAACUCAAAGUUAGACUUGUGGAGCGCAACAGCAAAGGAGAACAAUUCUUGCCGGGUCAUGCCUGCUUAUCACUGGAUCUCCCUAGGAGGAGUCCCAAUGGACUUCACAAACUGUCCAUCACACCAGGUCAUGGUCUGGCACCGACAGCUACUGUCACCUUGGAGCUCCUAUACAUGGAGUUGAAUGAUAUGCGUGGAUGUCAGAACGCCACACCACUUCGCUCCUCACUCACACCGUCCAAAAAGGUGGACGUGGACCGCACUAUCAUGCCAGACGGCACCAUCGUCACCACAGUUACUACCAUCCAGUCACGGCCGAAGCUGGACCGCAAGCUAGGCGAUUCUCCCUCUAGGUCUCCGUCUAAGGUGGAGGUGACGGAGAAAAGGCCGACAGUGCUGACAGAGAGCUUCCAGAGCCAAGCCAGCAUCAGCCCCACGCCCAGCACAGAAAGCCCCCUCUCAAAUGGGCUGGACCCCGUAGCAGAGACAGCCAUCCGGCAGCUGACUGAGUCAGCCAGUAAGGCAGCGAAGAAGACCCCCACCAAGCGCAGCACACUCAUCAUCUCUGGAGUGUCAAAGGUUCCCAUUACAGAAGAUGACUCUGCAUUGUCAGUGGGCUAUGCUGCAGCCAUGGAUGCUGCCCUGCAGGGGGACCACUCUCCAAGUGGAGCCCCAAACCACCAUGGAGCAACUCCCAACCAGGACGCGGAAGAGACCACGCCAUCCGACGUGUCUGAGCGGCCGUCGGUGGAUGACGUGGAGUCGGAGACAGGCUCUACUGGAGCGCUAGAGACACGCAGCCUCAAAGACCAUAAAGACAUUACGACUCCUGGUUCCUAUCACCACCAUUGUAAAGAGAUCCAAGUAGUGGGCUUUCUCCGCAGUGGAACGAAACUGCUGUUCCGCAGAAGGCACAAGCAGAAGGACCCCAGCUUCAGCCAGUCCCACGAGGACGUCUGCAACCUGGGCAACGACUCGUCCACAGCCUCCUGCUCCUCCAGCAGCCGCAAGAAGUCUGGAAGCUUCUCACGCCGCCUGAUCAAGCGCUUCUCCUUCCGUUCAUCUAAAAGCAAAGGCAAAAGUAGCGCCACCAACGGGGGGGCCAACACGGCCGACAACUGAGACACGGACAGAGAGAGAAACUGGAUAGACGUGGUGCGGGCGCCAGUCGAACGAGCAAGGGGCAGCUAGAGCGUUAGAAACAGUUCCUGGAACAAAAUGAAGCCUGUGCUCCCUUUUUGGGAGGUGACAGGCAUAGCCUUGACCCUCCUUGUCCACAAUAUUUGACCCAAACAGCCAUCGUUGCUUCACGAGUGUGAUGAGUACAUACGCCUCAGGCGGACGCACAUCUGUGCUCUGGCUAAUGUUGUGUUCAGGGCAGAAUUCUCAAAGAAACAUAGAGAAAAACAAAGGGAUUUGUCUCCUUCUGAAAUACCUAUUGAUUGUCUAAACUGUGGGUUUAAUAAUAGACUUUAAAUAGCUGCUUUCAUGGAGGAUAAGGGACAGAAGUGAAUUGAAAAUAGGAGGGGAGUGAAAUGCUGUAAGACUUGUUCAGCACAAGGGGGCGACAUAAACCAAUCCUUAUCACAGCCUCCCACAUUAUGUUGCUAUGUGUUUUUAUUAUUUAUUUAAUUUUCAUCAGUUGCACUUUGAAACUUUCUCUGAUUGUUUACAACGCUGGGGAGCUUUUUCUUCAUCGGUUUUCUUAUUUUGUGUAUUGUUUACUGUCACUGACACUAAAUUAUUACUCCUUACCAAACAAGGAUUUGUUAAUGGGUUAAUUAUGGUGAGGCUUAUGCUGUGCGCUUUGUUGUUUUGCUGUAGUUAAUAGCAAGUUAGAUCAACAAAUAUUAAGCCCUGUUUUUCAAAUAGUGGUACUUUCAUUGUGGCACCUUCUUCUUUUAUAAUGUUUGUUA